Electrophorus electricus (electric eel) is the source of this 1569-nucleotide messenger RNA. Lineage: Eukaryota; Metazoa; Chordata; Actinopteri; Gymnotiformes; Gymnotidae. The record is from RefSeq and is a predicted model, not a curated record.
AUGGCCCGGACCAUCACGGAUGGCUCGCGUUGUCGGCGAAAUAGCAAGCUCGAGACUUUUCUGAAGAGGAAUACAGAACGAGAUGUGUACGAGCGGAUACGUGCCUACGAGCCAUGCGUUGUCGUCUCGCGGACAAUUAGCAAAGUGUUCAUGCACGUCGUACUCAGCGAUGACGGCAUCUACCUGACCGAGUACCCCCCGCGCACUCUGCAGCUGGGCGUCCAGUUCAGAGACAUCGUGGAUAUCGCGUUGAUCAAUGAUUUACCAGACUUCCUUAGUGGCAGAGCACGAGAGCAGUCUCUCCACAUAUGUGUUGUCUACACCAGUGCAAAGGAUGCUGGGAAGGGAGACCUAAGAAACAGGGGUUCUGCCGUGUGCAAGCCCCAUCCUGCCUCCUCAUCUGCCCCGGAGCACAUGGGGCGGAGCGCCCCUGUGGCAGUGGCCAGGGUAAUGAAGAGGAUGGUCAGAGAGAGGUCGGGGGAGGAGCAAGAGGCGGAGCUUCAUCUGUAUGCCGUGUCACUAUCCUCACAAAUAUACCUCCAUCUCCAAAGCUCCUGGAGCAGCUAUAUAAUGAGAUCCACACUGAUGUUGGACCCUCUGUACAUGAGGAAAUGCAACAUGCCAUCUUCUCCCUUGCCCAGGAAACAGAGACCGGCUGCCAGCUGGGAACAGACCUCUCAACUAUUCUGCCAGCUGAGUGGGGAGCUCUUACAGGAGCACCUCGGUGUGGAGAGUCUGUACCUCUUGCUGCAGGAGUUGUGUACAGCCGCACACCGCGAUGCUGCCAUCAGGAAGCUCUUCUGGAGGUCGGCUGAGCUGUAUCCCUUCCUGGUACACACACUCGUGGACACCUCUGCGAUCUCUCAGGACAGACCACACACCACUGACACACUGCUGCUUUGCACGCUACUCGUUCAGACUUUAACGCUGAUGUUCCGUGAGACGGCGUCGGAACCUGCUCGUCAAAGCGUGUUGACAUCCAAGCAAGGCAGUGUAACGGCGUCCAUGCUCCAGGCUGUGCUGACUGACUCCGAGCUGGCCCUCCCAGUGGCCCCACGCCUCCAUCACGACCUGAUUAUAUCAUACACAGAGUUGCAGGCCUUACAAGCAGAGUAUCUGGAUGUAGUGUCUGGUCUUUUGUUUGAGGUGCUUGUGUUGUGUCAGGAAGCAAGCCACACCCCCGAUCCAGGACACUUCCUGACUGUGGGCUGGAUCUUUACAAUGCUUCAGUCACACCCUUCCCUUGUCGGGUUUGUGGACUAUCAGGCCCAGCAGGUGGUGCUAGUUCUGACCCACUCCCGGUGUCCCCUGAGCCCACCUCAGGCCGUACUGCUGUACCAACGCUGCACUGUUCUACUGGCCUGCUUGCAGAACAAUGCCACCCUCAGCACCUACAUCACAACACACUACAAGGAGGAGUUCAAAUAUUAUGUAGGAGUGUCAGAACUGAAAGACAAACUUCCUCCUCACUACCCCAUCAGCAAGCGCGUGCAGCACCUCCUCACUGCACUCCUCCACCGGGUGCUUCAUGAACCUCCAGCUCUGACUGUGCGAGAGAGGGGGCCUUAA